Molecule: messenger RNA, 761 nt
Organism: Uranotaenia lowii
Lineage: Eukaryota; Metazoa; Arthropoda; Insecta; Diptera; Culicidae
Exons: 3
Coding region: 360-710 (116 amino acids)
Molecular function (GO): DNA binding
Source: RefSeq, a predicted model, not a curated record
UAUACAUGUUCAAAAUUUUAUUACCUCAAUAAAUUAUGACAGGAUCGUAUCGGUGACAGUGACAAUAUGAUAUAUGAUUUAGUAAGUAUAGUAUAAUAAGAGAAUAAAAAUUUGCAACCUUUCAAUAUUGUCUCUGGACCUUAUCCAGGACUCUAACAGUGUACGACAAAGUUUCCUUAUAGCUUAAAGAUGUCGGAAACACCAAUCGAGUGAGCUGCACUAAUUGUUUCACUCUGGAGGCUGAAAAUAAGAAGCUUAAGGAGCAAUUAAAGAUCAGUAAGCGGAAGCUGCAGAGGGUGCAGGGGGAAAAAUUGUGCUCGGACGAGCACGCACUACGAUUGUCGAAAGAACUCCAAUUGAUGAAGGACAAAAAUAAGUUUCCUGAGGCUUCUUUUUCCGAGCAAGAAGGAAUUCCGAUGACCGUAGCAGAUUUGGAUGAACUGAAUGGCCGCGCGACAACAGACAGCAUGUUUGCUGGGUUGCUCGCUGUUCGCUUGGUCGGUGCAGAUAACCUGAUAAAGAUGAGCGUAACCGGUCAGGCGUGCCAUCGGUACGCCAAUAUGAAAAAAGAAGACGGAACUCGUUUGUACCCAACCCCAAAAAAACUGGACCCCAACGUGUUGCAGUUUAUCUGUAACAAAAUCGCAGAACGUACUGCCAUCCGUGUUGGUUUACAAAACGUACUUACAAUUCGGCAAUAUCAGAAAUAAAAAAUAAAAACAUCAACAUUUUAAUUUUUUAAUUUUAUUUUAUUUUUUUUG